ACUAAGAAAAGAGUAAACUAAAGCUACAAAAAAACUGCAUCAAAAGAAGGCGAAAAUCCACGGAGAAACAACUUUGAAUCAAAUCAGCUUUGUCGCACUGAAAACUGGAAGCAAACCCCGCAAGAUGCUGACCAUGGAAUCGGAUAUGAAGGGCAGCCUGCUGCAUGCCACCAUGCCGCCGCAUCACACAAGUGCCGCGUUGCACGGCCAUGCGGCAUCGCCGUACUCCGCACUGGCACCACUCAUGAACCUGGGCCAGUCGCACCUGACCCACUCGCAGCUGAGCCACCACAAUCACCACCACCACCACAUGAGCGCCCACAUCGCGGCCAGCCAGAGCCCCAAUCCGCUCAGCUCGCUGCAAUCCUCCAUGGCGAACACCCUCAAUGGCAGCCAGGUGGGACAGCAGCAGCAGCAACAGCAGCAGCAGCAGCAGAGCUCCCCGCUGCACAGCUCCAGCGAACUGAGUCCCACCCAGAGCAGCAUCGGGAGCCACCACAUGACCUCGCCGGUCAGCCACCAGCAGCACACGCAGCAGCAGCAGCAGCAGCACGCGCAGCAGCAACAUCUGGGCGCCGGAUCCGCGCUGAGCAGCCUGACUGGAGGAUCCAGCAACAACAACAACAACAGCGCCACGGCCAACAAGAACCAACAGCAUGCGGAUCGGGUGAAGCGGCCCAUGAAUGCGUUCAUGGUGUGGUCCCGGGGCCAGCGAAGGAAGAUGGCGUCGGACAACCCCAAGAUGCACAACUCGGAGAUCUCGAAGCGACUGGGCGCCCAGUGGAAGGACCUCUCGGAGUCCGAGAAGCGACCAUUCAUCGACGAGGCCAAGCGCCUGCGGGCGGUGCACAUGAAGGAGCAUCCGGACUACAAGUACCGGCCGCGUCGCAAGACCAAAACGCUGACCAAGACCAAGGAGAAGUACCCCAUGGGCGGCCUGAUGCCCGGACAGACGGUGGGCGGCGGAGCGCCGGGUGAGCCAGUGACGCCCACUCGGGUGCAAGGUCAGCCGGGCCAGAACCAGUCGCUGAACGGCAGCGGAGGCAGUGCAGCAGUGGCGGCGGCGGCAGCAGCGGCUGCAGCGCAACAGGCGCGCCAGGAUAUGUACCAGAUGAACGCGCCCAAUGGAUACAUGCCCAAUGGCUACAUGAUGCACGCGGAUCCCGCCGGAGCGGCAGCCUACCAGACCUCCUACAUGGGCCAGCACUAUGCGGCGCAGCGGUACGACAUGGGACACAUGUACAACAACGGGUAUGCGAUGUACCAGACGGUGUCCGGCGGACAGACCUCGCCCUACGGCAGCAGUCUGCAGCAGCCCGGAUCCCCAUCGCCGUACGGCGGCAGCAGCUUGCAGCAGCAGCCGGGCAGUCCGGCUCCGUAUGGCGGAGGAGGAAGCGGUGGCGGCCAGGUGUCCUGCCAGAGCCACAGCCCCAGCGAUUCGAGCAUCAAGUCCGAACCGGUGUCGCCCAGUCCCAGUGCCAUAGCGCUCAACAACAACAACAACAUCAACAACAAUCACAUCAUGAAGCGGGAAUACAGCUCCGCAGCGGCGGCGGCGGCAGCAGCAGCAGCGGCAGCAGCCGCCGGCGGCGGUGAGCUGAAUCACCUGAUGAACAUGUACCAUCUGCCGGAUGAGCAGCGCCACCUGCUGCACUACCAGACUGACUCGCCCGAUCUGCAGCAGCAGCACCAGGCGAUGCAACAGCAGCAGCAGCACCUCCCGCAGCAACACCUUUCGCAGCAGCACCAACAGAUCCCGCAGCAACACCAGACCAUGCAGCAGCAGCAGCAGCAACACCACCUGCAGCAUCAGCAAUCGCUGAGGGCGAUGGCGCCGCUGGCACACAUGUGAGAAAUGGCCAGCGCCUAUGGAGCAGCAGGCUCCAGUGUGAGCGUUUCGCCUCCACUGCCGCCGUACAUGCCGACGGCCCCGCAGCAACAGCAACAGCAGCAGCAGCAGCAGCAACAACAGCAGCAGCAGCAGCAACAGUUGCUCAACGGACGGCCUAGUCCGACGGCAUCGGGGUCGUCGGGCGGCCGCUCCUCGGCGCAUUCCAGUGGCCAUACCGCCGCGCAUUCACCCGCCUUGGCAGCCGCCUACCAGCUGACCCCCUCCGCUGCCACCUCCUCCUCCUCCGCCACAUCGGCUGCUGCUGCUGCUGCGGCGGCGGCGUCUGCUGCGGCCGUUGCUGCUGCUGCGGCUGCAGGCAGCUCCUUCGCCGCCUCGGCCAGCAUGCUGGACAUGCAGCAGCAGCAUCUGGAGGAGCAGCAGCAGCACCAUCACCUGCACUACCAGCAGCAGCAACAGCAACACUACCAGCAGCAGCAGCAGCAGCAGCAGCAGCAGCAGCUGCAGCAGCACCUCCCGCAGCAGCAGCAGCAACAUCAGCUGUACCAUCACUAUCAUCCUGGCCACGAGGCAGCGGUGGCUGCCAGUGCUGGCCUCCUGGAUAUAUCCACAUUGUAAAUUAUUGAAUAUAUUAACUAAAGCCCUAGGAUACGCACACCCACACCCACGCCCACGCCCACACCCACGCCCACAACCACGCCCACAACCACACACCCACACCCACACACAGACACAAUUUUAGCCUUAGUUCUUAAGCAGGUUUAAUUCGAAUUUCGAAGUGGCAGAGUAACAACACACGCGCAUAUAAAUAAAUGAGAAUAGGAUUAAUGUUUAGUCAUUUAAAUGAAGCAUACGCACUGUUGUACCACAAUAGUAAGAUGACAACUCACUUGCAUUCCAUACCGUUCUGCUUCGAUUUCCCUUGAUUUCCCGCUUGCUGCAUUGCUGCAUUGCUAAAAACAAUUGUGUGAUACAAAUAAACUGUUGCCAAUUACUGGGACAACAAAUCGUUGGGUUUAGCACUUCAUUUCCACUCACCUUUUGCUGUACAAAACAUUCUCAGACAUUAAAUGUGCGUUCAAUUGGACGCGAAAUCCGGAAUCAAGCACAAGUUUAGUAGGAAUAAAGGCAGUUGAGGCGAGAGAGAGAGAGGCGAUGAAAUUGAAUAAUUCAGAAAAGCAAAGAAAAAUGUCAAAAAACAUUCUAUUUUAUAAAUUCUCUUAUGCAUUAAGUAAUUAUAAUUAUUAUCUAUUAUAUAAACAAUUUAAUUAUUAAUUAUGCUUACAAAUACCAGACAAGACAACCAUAAUUAAUUGUAAUAAAGCGAAAACAAAAUUAUUAUUAUUAUUAAAACAUAAAUCGAAUCGAAGGCAAGCAUCUACUGCAUAAUACAAAAACCACAACCAGAAAAAUGUUAGUAAACCUAAAGCAAAUUUAGUAAAAAAACAAACCAAGAAGCGUGCAAACGUGAUUGUGAAACAUGGCGCAAGGCAGCGAAAACAAACAAAUCCAACAAAACAUUGCCAAGCACCUGGAGAUAAUAAAAACAAAAUCCACAAAAAA
Molecule: messenger RNA, 3412 nt
Organism: Drosophila santomea
Lineage: Eukaryota; Metazoa; Arthropoda; Insecta; Diptera; Drosophilidae
Gene: SoxN
Product: GATA zinc finger domain-containing protein 10
Exons: 1
Biological process (GO): anatomical structure morphogenesis; positive regulation of transcription by RNA polymerase II; cell differentiation
Molecular function (GO): DNA-binding transcription factor activity, RNA polymerase II-specific; RNA polymerase II cis-regulatory region sequence-specific DNA binding
Source: RefSeq, a predicted model, not a curated record